CAGAUGGUUGCAACUUCCAUUGGUCUUUUCAUUUAUGAUGAGCGAAUCCUACCGAAAAUAUCAAGCCUCCGAGUCUACCCAUCCGCUUUGGGAUUACAGUCCAUGGAACGAUGCAAGAUACGUAGCGACACAAAAGACAUCCACUCGACCUCGAGCUCCACCGGAUUUUUAUGGUGAUCAAUCAGAAACAGCGCUGGCCAGUACUACAUCAGUGCAAAAAGAAACUCUUUCGAACCAUCCAAAUGUGGCUUCUCCUACGUCAAGUUCAUUGGCGGCAGCAGAGAUUACGUCAAUGGAGAUCCAUACGUCGAGUGCUGCCGUUGGUCAGGAAGUAUCCAGUGACCCAAGGCGGCCACCUAUGAGGGACACGAUUCCUCAAGAGAGUGACACGUUUUCUUAUGACGAGUACCCAUGGCCGGUGACAACAACAUCGUCUAGUCCUAAUACAAAGAUUCAUCAAAGUACGGAGCCAUUGUUGACUUCUGCCUAUGAACCUGAAACGGCAUCGUCCAGCAUGGAAGAAAUCGUUACACCAACUGUUCGGGAAAUUAUGAACGCGGACAGCGUCGUGGUUUCCACCACAGCCACUCAAUUCGCCACAGUGUCGGAGUUUCGCACGUUGGAAAAGACGUCUUUUGUUACAGCAACAGCAACAGCAACAGUAACGACCACUACCACCAUCGCAUUGCUGGAACAGGGAGAACCGCGUUGGUUUGCCUUGGGUGGAUUUGGAAGCAUGGAAAUGAUGACGAGUCCGGCCACAACACAUCAUACACAAUCAUGGCAUGUUUUACUAUGUUUUAUUGUUAUGGCGAUCGCAUUCAUACAUGCUCAGCGAUAA
Radiomyces spectabilis is the source of this 841-nucleotide messenger RNA. RefSeq lists its product as uncharacterized. The record is from RefSeq and is a predicted model, not a curated record. Bases 35 to 841 code for a protein of 268 amino acids. Lineage: Eukaryota; Fungi; Mucoromycota; Mucoromycetes; Mucorales; Radiomycetaceae. The transcript has 2 exons.